Pseudomyrmex gracilis is the source of this 2222-nucleotide messenger RNA. RefSeq names its product myotubularin-related protein DDB_G0290005-like. The record is from RefSeq and is a predicted model, not a curated record. Bases 264 to 1853 code for a protein of 529 amino acids. Gene Ontology annotation, cellular component: nucleolus; cytoplasm. Gene Ontology annotation, biological process: adenosine to inosine editing; RNA processing. Gene Ontology annotation, molecular function: tRNA-specific adenosine deaminase activity; double-stranded RNA adenosine deaminase activity; double-stranded RNA binding. The transcript is spliced from 6 exons. NCBI's taxonomy places the organism in Eukaryota, Metazoa, Arthropoda, Insecta, Hymenoptera, Formicidae.
AUACUGGUACACGACGCAGUGCAUAUCGAUUAUGUAGAGGGUGAAUAUCACAUUACCAUUACCGUGUAUAAAGAACAGGAAGUCAAAAGUAAUCAGUCGUGAAUCAACUUAUUCACAUUGUAUUUUACAGUUUUAAUUAAAUUUAGGGUUUUACGUUCGUGUAAUUGAUCGUAUCAAAUUAAACACUCGAAACUUCUCUACAAAAAGUUAGAGAUCUCAAUAAAGAUUCGUAUAUAAACUUGAAGCACAGAUUUACUUCCAAGAUGUAUCAGCGAAAAAUGAAUCAAGGCUAUGGAAAUGAAUCCAAGAGAGGUCAUCAAAUGCAAGGGUCAUAUGGCUCACAUGACAUGCAAGGAAAUUAUCAAGGAUCACAAGGUUUGUCCAUGCAACAAAGCAAUUACAAACCGAACAUGUCAAAUCCACAAGGCAUGAAAUCGCAGCAACAAGGACAAAAACAGUCCGCACAUAUGCGACUACCAUCAAAUAUGCCAUUAAGUGGAAAAUCACAACAGCAAGUACAACAAUCGUCGCCUUCGCAACAGCAACACCAACAACAGCAACACCAACAGCAGCAACAUCAACAGCAGCAGCAUCAACAGCAACAUCAGCAGCAGCAACAUCAACAGCAGCAGCAACAUCAACAGCAGCAGCAGCAUCAACAACAACAGCCGCAUCAACAGCAACAUCAACAACAUCAACAACAAUCUCCAUCUCAACAAAAUUCAGGAGCUCCAUUGUUGCAACGAUUGAAGCCAAUCUUAAAAAAUAGUACAGCAAAUGUACAGCCUCCAACUGUUGCACAAAGUACUCCUGCUCCGCCUGCACCUACUCCGCCUACAUCCGCUCCAUCUUCUGCGCCUCCUCCUCCUCCUGCUGACAAUAUUGAUAAUCAAACAGAAAACAAAUCUGAAAAAAGAGAAGCCGAACAGCAGGAUGGCCAUCCUAGAUGGCGAAGGAAGAUACCAGGAUUUAAAGUGAACAAAAAAUUGAAGCGUCUUCGUAUGAAUCAACGUCUGAGGAAGACUUUGCAACCUAAGAAUGCAAUAAUGGUAUUGAACGAAAUGAAGGCUGGAGUUCAGUUUACAUAUCCUGAGACACAGAUGACAAAUUCUGGAGACAAAUUCUCACUCUAUGUUGUUCAUGCUGAGCUUGAUGGUAAAACAUAUGUUGGGCAAGGAUUGUCCAAACCACAAGCUCGUCAAAACGCGGCUGAAAACGCGUUAAAAGGUUUACUACUUGAGAAGAUGACUGUAGCAUCUAUGAAAGCACGUAUUGAUGCUGAAUCAGAUGGUCAAUCAGAUACGCGUAUGGAUUCUGAAUCUGAUGGACAAUUGGAAGAAAAAUCUAGUUCAUGUAAUAAUCCAGAAAUGAAAGAAGAAAAUAACGAUGACAAUAAUGCCAUGGAUACCACAAAUAACGCCGAAGAUGAAAUUCCAUGGAGUUCAUUAGCAAGUUUUGCACUUUACAAACUUUUCCUCGAAUGGCAUAAUCAAGGAACGUCAGUCCCAGUUCCACGACCUGGUUUACCAGCUGGAAAAGGAUUAAAGAGAGAUAAUUCUGUCUCAUCCAGACCUCAAGUUCAAAAAGAACUUCCACCUAAUCCUACGAGUAUACAUCCAGUUAUGUUACUGAAUCAAGUAAGACCUGGACUGACGUACGUUGAAGUCAGUCGUUCUGGUAAUCCACCAAAUACAAUGUUUACCCUCGCUGUUGAUGUUAACGGAACUGAAUAUUCAGGAACAGCUAAGAACAAAAAAGAUGCCAAAAAAAUUGCGGCUAAAGCAGCAUUGUCAGCUUUAUAUGGUUUAACUUAUCCUGAAGAUGCUAAAGAAGAAAUAAUGGACACUCAGUAGAUACAAAUAGAAGCAACUGCGAGGAACACUUUAUCAACAUUUUUUCAUCAAUUAUUGUUUAUUUUUGCUUUCUCGCACUACUUUAUCUUUGGAUUUUGUUGUUGUUGAAUGUAUAACACAAAUAAUUCCAUCUUAGUUAUCUUCUAAUCUUGUCGCUAAAUUCAAUUUAUUUUUUAAUUUUUUGACUUAUGCUAUAUUAAAUGCUAACUAAACACCAUAACAAUGAUUUAAUCGAAACAAUGACAUGCACAAGUGACAUAAUUAGAGAUGUAGCUUUACUAGAUAACAAGCGUAUAAUUAUAUAUAACAUAUGAUAAUUAUAUAUAUUAUAUAUAUACAGGGUGCCUGACAAUUACUUUAACAUCUCUC